CUUAUUAAAUAGAAGUGAGAAUGGCCGAAGCAGGAGCUGGUAACUGGUGCUUGAUCGAAUCUGAUCCAGGAGUCUUCUCCGAACUCAUUCGGGGCUUCGGGGUCACCGGAGUACAAGUAGAAGAGAUUUACUCUUUAGAUGAAGAUUCUUUUGCACCGCUGAAGCCAGUUUUGGGACUUAUUUUCCUGUUCAAAAUUGAUGCCAACUCAGAUACCAAAAGCGAAGGCACUUUAGUGCAAGAUAACAGACUAGACGAAAUGUUCUUCGCCAAACAAGUAAUCCAGAAUGCGUGUGCGACACAGGCCAUCAUCAACCUACUCAUGAAUGCAAAACAGGAGUCACUUGACUUAGGCGACAACUUAAAAACAUUCAAAGAUUUUACCAAGUCGUUCGACCCGCAGACAGCGGGGCUUGCGAUGAGUAACCAGGAGCAGCUGCGAGAGGUACACAACAGCUUCGCCAGACAGCAGGUGUUCGAACUGGAGGACAACUCAGGCGCUAAAGAUGAGGACUUGUUUCACUUUGUGGGCUACUUGCCUGUUAACGGCAGGCUCUACGAGUUGGACGGUUUGAAUGAAGGACCUUUAGACCACGGUGCUAUUGGAGAGGGCGCAGACUGGUUGUCGAAGGCCAGAGAGGUGUUGCAGAAACGCAUUGAGAAAUACUCUUCCUCGGAGAUCAGGUUCAACCUCAUGGCAAUCAUCAAAGAUCGGCGACUGAAAUACGAGCAGGAAAUCGAAGAGCUGAAAACAAAAACUUCAGCUCAAUCAAGUGAAGAGAACUUGAUCGAAAUGGCGAGGCUUGAGUCACUUCUGGAAGCGGAAAAUAUGAAAUGGAAGCAGUAUAAAGUCGACAACAUAAGAAGACGUCACAACUACAUUCCACUAAUAGUGAAUGUGCUGCAAGUAUUAGCUGAACAGGGAAAGUUGACUGAGUUUUACGAGACGGCCGCAAAAAGAACUAAAGAACUGAAAAAAUCAGAAACGCAAUCGAAAUAACGGAAAACAAAGAAUUUUAAGUGGAAGAAGUAUGUAGAGAAAUGAAUAAGUGAUGGUGAAUUAAUUCAUGAAGCUGAUAAUGCAAUGGAUAUAUUAUUCUGAAAAUUUCAUUUGUUUUCCUUGUUUGAAACAUAAUUUAGU
Molecule: messenger RNA, 1139 nt
Organism: Symsagittifera roscoffensis
Lineage: Eukaryota; Metazoa; Xenacoelomorpha; Acoela; Convolutidae
Product: ubiquitin carboxyl-terminal hydrolase isozyme L5-like
Exons: 7
Coding region: 21-998 (325 amino acids)
Biological process (GO): ubiquitin-dependent protein catabolic process; protein deubiquitination
Cellular component (GO): cytoplasm
Molecular function (GO): cysteine-type deubiquitinase activity
Source: RefSeq, a predicted model, not a curated record